GGAAACUCCAGUGUCAGAGUUCUCCUGUGCAUGUUUACGUAAACUUGAGCAGAGGGCAGGUCGAGUGAAAUCAGAGGCCCUGGGGUUUCUCUGGACAACAGGCUGACGAGCGUGGCGAGGGUUUCCGCUCUCGUGCUUGCCUGCUUUUGAAAAAGAAAGUUGAACGAAUUACUCAGGAGAGAUUUCUCUUCUCCUGCCUGACCUGCUCAGGGCGACUGUGUACACCGUGUCCGUUCGUGAGCUGGGGCUGUGACUUUUUCGGACCACCGAAGGGUCCAGUCGGAUUUCCGCGUCGGGGGUUCCAUAACAGAGAAACGCUCCUUUUGCCCCACUCUUCUGAUGGCGCAGGGUACCUUGGUAAACAGAAUUUUCGAAGGCGCCAGAAGGUUGAACUCAUCUGCACCAUGCUGUCUAGUGGGGGGAAGCGAUCAGGCGACAGCACAUACAGAAGACGGGGUGUUUGGGGAGGGAGAAAGAAAAAGUGGAUGGAAGGAAGUCCGCGAAGUGUCGCGCUUAUCCCGCGGUUUUAUCGGAGCCGUUGCAGCAGCCCCAUGGGUUUUCCGACGUGUCAGUGAGGAAGAAAACAAGAUGUUGUGCUCUAGAAAAGCGUCGUUUUCCGAACGACCGCGAUCCGGUUUCCUUGUCACGGCCUUCAAUGCAGUUUCCUCCAAAGCUGGGAGAGAAUCGUCAAGCGCCAGGUAA
Toxoplasma gondii ME49 is the source of this 702-nucleotide messenger RNA. RefSeq lists its product as hypothetical. NCBI's taxonomy places the organism in Eukaryota, Apicomplexa, Conoidasida, Eucoccidiorida, Sarcocystidae. The record is from RefSeq and is a predicted model, not a curated record. The transcript is spliced from 2 exons. Bases 340 to 702 code for a protein of 120 amino acids.